AUGCCCCUCGAGCUCAGCGACCUCCCAUCGGAGCUCCUCCCGCUCAUCCUCAAACCGCUCCUCGCCCGCCGCGACUUGUACGCCGUUUGCCUCGUCUGCCGAAGUUGGAGGGAGGUGGGGCAGCGACUGCUCUUUGCGCAUGUGCGGCUGUUUGGGCGAGACCUGGCCAUCGCACCCCUACUUUUCCAGACCCUAGCCGACAACGCGCAACUCGCCCAACUCGUCCGCAAGCUCGAAGUCCGCGUCUACCCGCUCUCGCUCAUCCUGAAAGAACGCCUCGAGACGGAAUGGCUUGUCAUCCGGAUGAUCCGCAAUUGCAAGAACUGCGAGGAGCUUGUGUGGACGCGCAAAGGAGCGUUGACGGACCGCGUCUUCCAGGCCAUCAACUCGCUUCGACGGCUGCGCUCGUUCGAGUGCAACGCGCAUACGAACCUCUCGCCCGGCUCAUGGGACGCCGACCACUUUCUCCGGCUCCCACCUCUCCGCUCGCUCUCCCUCAUCCUGCCCGACCGCAACAUCGCCGACAUCCUUCCCUCCUUCUUCAAGCGACAGAAGGAGGUUGCUCCUCAAGCUGACUGGGCGGGAACAACGUCGACCGACAUCCUCCUGCUCGAGGAGUUUUCGGUCCUCUGCCGCGAGAGUAACGCCAUCAACGAUACCGUCGUCCGCGCAAUCGCGCCUUCGCUCGCCAAUAGCCGUCUCACGUCGCUCGCCUUUGCCGGCUGUGCGAAGCUUACUGGCGCUCCACUGCUCGACCUCCUCCCGACUCUCCCGCAUCUCCGCCACCUCGCCAUCGAAGCCUGCAACCUCCAUCCCUCUUUCUUCACUUCCGCAGCACCAUCACUCGCGCAGCUGCGCUCGAUCAAGCUCACCCACCCCGGUCCUCGCCAUCUCACUCUACCCUCCUUCUUCCCAGCGCUCGAGACCCUCCUCCAAUCAACCGCGAACCUCACCGCCUUCACGCUCUACUACUCCGGCGCCUCAAGUACCGGCCAGCGAGAAUGGCCUGUCCUGCCGCUCGACUUUGUCAAGUCGCUCGCGGCGAGCGUUGGGGCGAAGUUGCGCAAGUUUGAGGUCUCGGGCGUGUUGAUCGCCGUCGAGGCUAUCGAGGCCUUGGCGCACAGUGCGAAGGAGCUGCGGAAUCUAGUUCUGCAUCUGGGUGCGGACUUUGACCUGCCUCGCCUCACCGCGUCCUUUGCCCCGCUCUCCUCGCUCCGUACCCUUCAUCUUCUCUCUCAGCGGGCAAGCGUGUCAGCCGACGACGUCCUCACUGUCGCCGAACAAUGCCACCCAACCCUCCGCCAAAUCGGCUACCGCAACCGCGUCUGGAUCAUCAAGCGGACGUACUAUACCACGCCUUACGAGCCGCAACAGCAACGGACAAAGGUUCGUUUCUAUGAGACGGCGGCGGCGUUUGGAGCGUUCAGGAGGAACAGGUAUGGAGCGGAAAGCGAGGUUGAGACGGAAGUCGAGUCUGGGUCGGAUUUUGAGUCGCCCUCGGAAGGGGAGGAGGAGGAAGAAGUGUAG
Rhodotorula toruloides NP11 is the source of this 1527-nucleotide messenger RNA. Its product is annotated as F-box domain, cyclin-like domain containing protein. The transcript is spliced from 6 exons. Bases 1 to 1527 code for a protein of 508 amino acids. Gene Ontology annotation, molecular function: protein binding. NCBI's taxonomy places the organism in Eukaryota, Fungi, Basidiomycota, Microbotryomycetes, Sporidiobolales, Sporidiobolaceae. The record is from RefSeq and is a predicted model, not a curated record.